GCCUGACCAGGCUGCCAGGCAUCGGCCCACGCGGCCGGCCACGGCGGGUCGCGGGCCAAUGGGCGCGGUGGGCGGCUGCUGCAGGCGGUGCCGGCGCAGGCAGGCACCGCUCCUCGGGAGGGUGGCGCCGCAGCCCUGCGCGGUGGUGCGGGUCGAGGCGCCUGCUGCUCGAGCUCACGGGCAUGCGCCCGAGCCGACGUCGCUCCAGAAGAGGGCCAGCUUUUCCGCCCUGGAGGGGUCCAGGAUGCUCUCGGAGCUUCCCGAGUUCCGGAGCGGCAGCAAGACUGGCUUCGUCGUGGACGGAAAGGGCAUGAUCGAAGACGAGUGGUGCAUGAGCAAGAAGGCCAUCGGGGAGGGUUCGUACGGGCAGGUUUUCAGGGCGUCGCACCGCAAGACCAGUGAUGUCCGGGCGGUCAAGAAGGUUUCGAAGGACCAGUUGGAACUGGAGGAGAUGCAGCGCCUGAGCGACGAGGUUGCGAUCAUGAAAGUGAUGGACCAUCCAGGGAUCCUCAAGCUGUAUGCGACCUUCGAGGACACCAGCAGUUUCUUCUUCGUCCUGGAAUUAUGCUCGGGCGGCGAGCUGUUCGACCGCCUGGAGGAGGAGACUUCGUUUACCGAGGACAAAGCCGCGGUCCUCAUGGAGCAGGUCUUCCGGAUCGUCUACUACUUGCACGAGAAAAGGCAUCCCGAGGGGAUAGUCGCCACGCGCGUGCUCGCGCACGACCCAGUAGUGCUACACGCAAGGUUCAGGACAACCUGUUCCCUGAAAGUCGAAAACGCCUUCGGGCCCGCUGGGCUGGCGAACUUCUUGUUCAUGUCACAGGGGCCCAUCGACAGCACGCCGAUGAAACUCAUUGACUUCGGAAUGGCCGCGACGGUCCCCAAGGAGGGCGUUUUGACGACGAAGUGCGGCACGCCCUAUUACGUCGCGCCCGAGGUGCUAAAGGGCUGCUACAGAGAGACCUGCGACGAGUGGUCUUGCGGUGUUCUCAUGUACGUCAUGCUGUGUGGCUACCCGCCCUUUAAUGCGACGACGGAUAAGGCCAUCCUGAAGGAGGUGCAGAAAGGACAGUUUUCCUUCCCUUUGGAGGACUGGAGUGACGUCUCCACGUCUUCGCAAAGGCUGAUCACGAGACUGUUGUGUCUCGCCCCCAGCAAGAGGUGCACCGCCAGAGAGGCCCUCGGCGACGAAUGGGUAAAGAAUUUCUGCUCUUCGAGGUCCAGCGCUGUGGAAGCUACACGGAUGACGGGCUUGAUGAGGAACUUGAAGUCUUUCCACAGCGCGAAUAAGCUAAAGAAGGCCACUUUACACGUCAUGGCAAAGCUGGCCAACGACGAUAGAGUCAAGUCCUUGCGGCAAGUGUUCGUGGCCUUAGACACUAGCGGUGACGGCAAGGUCAGCGUGUCCGAGCUUCGCGAUGGCCUCGAAAGGGUGGGCCUCCUAGACAACGACGGCUUGGCAGACGCUCUGAUGGACGUUGACACGGACGGCAGUGGUGAGAUAGACUAUUCAGAAUGGAUCGCAGCCACCCUCGGAAGCAAGCAGUAUUUGGAGCAAGAGGUCUGCCGCUCCGCCUUCAAUGUGUUCGACAGGAACGGAGAUGGGAAGAUUUCGCGAGAUGAGCUGGAGCUUGUUCUGGCAGACACGUCCAUUCGAGGCAUCGUGGGCGAUGAUCCCCUCCAGGCCAUCAAUGACAUUCUGCUGGAAGCCGACGGCGACGGAGACGAGGAACUUGAUUUUGAAGAGUUCAUGCGCAUGAUCAGAUCUGGAGCGCCACCUCUCCGAGGCACCUUGCCCAAAAAUGUCGUGCACCAGCCGUCGGAGGAGGACGGGGCGGUGAACUUCAGGCAGGUGUCUUUCUCAUGCUUGUCGGAACUCACCGACAGCUCCUUCGUCCUGGACGUCAGUGGGCUUGGGCGUACAGACAGGCAGCGAGGCGACCCCUCGAGGUUCUCCUCCGACCAGUCAGUGAACAAGCGCAGGUCGGACGGCUCCUACCCGAUGCUGAGCAGCGUGGAGGGCACCCCGAGGCACGUCGCGUGCACGGGCCCCUCGUUCACGCCGGAGCCGGCGGCCCUGGCGCUGGGCAGCGCCCGGUCCGCGGAGGCCCACGACGGCGAGGCGUGCACGCGGUCGUGGAGCCAGUCCCCGCUCGGGCGGAGGCCGAAGCCGUGGAUGUGCCCUGACGACUCCGAGCGCUCGGUCAGCCACGAGUCUGUCAUGGCGAGGGCGGCGGACCAGGGCGAGGAGCUGGCGCGCACCCGAGCGGGGAGGCAGGCCCGGGAGACGGUCAGGAAGGGCUCCCGGCUGCUGCUGGCGUCCACCGUGAUCUACGGGGUCGCGAGGCUGAUCGAGCUCAGCCACCGCGGCUUCGAUGGGGGGCAGAGGUGCCCGUGGCUCUGGCGCGGGGGCGAGGUGCCGCAGAGCGCGGCCGCCACGCUCGGGAGCCUGGCCGCGGAGGCCCUCGCGGUGCUGGCGGGCUGUCUGCUGACCGCCGCGGUGCUGGGCCGGCGAAGUCUCCGCGCCCACUACGGCGUCCUGCUCGCGCUGGGCCUUUACGUGGCGGUCUUCCCGCUUCUGCCCACGGAGCCCUCGUGCGACGACCAGUGGCAGUACCUGCAGUGCGCGGCGGGCACGGAUUUCUGGCGGGCCGACAUGUACGGCUGCGGCCCACAAGGCCUGACGUCCUCGGUGAUGGUCAUGGCCGUAGUGUGCAUGUCCCCGCACAUCGUGCCCGAGCUGGGGCCGAUGCUGCUGUUCGUGGUUCUCUUUGUCACGGGGUACCUCGUGGCGUCUUUCACCUAUCUCUACGCGACCGAGCUCGGGUAUUACACCUGGGUGGACAUUCUGGUCGCCAUUGUCUUGCUCACUGCCGCCACCGUGAUGGCCGCGCACAGGAAGUACAGGAUGAGCGUGGAGCAGCAAUACUUGGACUUGCUUCACCACCAGGAUUCGCAGGCCACCAGGAAGCUCCUCGACCUGCUCCAGGCGUCCGUGCUGUUCCUGGUGGUCUCCGACUUCGAGGGCCACAUGAGCCGGCGGACGCCAGACCAGCUCCUGGACUUCCUGAACACCCUCUUCGGCAAGAUCGACAGGAUAUGUUUCGACUGCCAGGUCACGAACAUCGAGACGGUGGGCGAGGAGUACGUCGCCGCCGUCGGGGUGAAGCCUGAGGACUACCGGCUCGGGGUCGAAAAGCACAGGGAGGUGCUGGCCCGCCUCAUCGUGGCGGCGCUGGUCAUGUCCACGUCCGUGGGCACGGAGGAGCAGGCCGACCCUGGCGGCCCCCUGAUGGGCGUGCAGUUCAGGAUGGGGCUCCAUACUGGUCCGGUCGUCGCCGGCGUAAUCGGGCAGAAGCUGCCCAGGUUCCGCCUGUUCGGCGAUACCAUGAACACCGCCGCCAGGAUGAUGCAGAAGGGGGUCGACGGCGAGCUCCAAUUCGGGGAGGAGACGCGCGCGUGCAUGCCCAGCUGGGCGCGGCACCGCUUCCGUGGCAAGGUCGAGAUGAAAGGGAAGGGCCAGGUGGACGCGUACAUCCUGGACAGGUUGGGCGAGGACACCCGGGGGGAGGCCUGGGAGCAGAUCCGCCGCUACGGGCUCCGCAAGUCUAGGCGGAGCAGCCUGGGCGGUGUCAUGCCGCUUUACAGCCUCGGCUCCGACGACACGGGGCAGGCGGGUCAGGUGACCGACUGCGCUGGCGCCUGCAGGGGCGCCCGUACCUGGACCUGCGCGGCCUGGGGCGCCUGGUCGGGAAGACUCCGGCGCUGUCUGGUGAACUUUGCCCGCUGCAGCCUGUCGGGCGGCGACGAGGGGGACGUCGAGUGGCUUCAGGAGUUCUACUACUUCCGCAUCGCGAGCCAUCUGGGCCGGCGCUCGGACAGGCUCGCCGUCGUGAUGGUCGUGCUCACCGCGGCGGAGGCUCUCGCGGCGGAGCUGCUGCAGCCUCUCAUGGGGGACGUGUUCGGCGUGCGGCGGACCUGGGUGUUCCUGGCCCUCCGCGCCUCGCUGCUCGUGCUGAUCUUCCGGUGGCGCCUCGUCGCGCAGAACAAGGACUGGGUCCUCCUCGCGCCGAGGGCGGCGGAGCUCUGGCGGUUGGCGCACGCCUGCGUCUUCCUGACCCUGCAGCUCACGGCCUACGCCGUCCUCGUGGUGCCCCUCGCCGACGAGCUGGGCCUGGACCUGAGCGCCUCGCAGGCCAGGGAGAGGCUGGGGAGGAAGCUCCUCCGGAUACCCCUGUGGCAGCUGAUGUUCCUCCUGUGGUACGGGGUGAAUGUGAUGGACCUGCAGCUGCGGCUGCGGCCCACGACCUGUUUUGUGGCGUUCUCGCUGCUUGCGCCGCUACUCCUCUCCGCCGCGAUUCCGGCGGUUCGCAGCCUCGCAAGCGCCGUGCAGCUCACCAGCAUGUUUAUCAUGGGCAUGGCGGCCAUCCAAAUUGCCGACAUUGAUGAAAAGCAGGACCGAUAUCGGUUCAAGGCGGAGAGACAAGUAAAAUCUGCACAGCACCGCAUGGAUUCGAUCUUGAGCCAGUUGGUGCCCCCGCUGGUGGCAGACGAGUUGAGCAGGCGACAGUCUUCCUGGAGCACGGACCUGCUGCACCAGAGCUUGGAGUGCUCCCACUCUUACCAGAAGGCCACCAUCGCCUGCUCGGACCUCGUGGGAUUUACUGCGCUGGCAAGCACACGCACAGCCGCGGAGGUCGUAGCGAUGGUCACCGACCUUUUCGGGCGGUUUGAUUGGCUCAGCGAUUUCUACAGGAUUUGCAAGAUAGAGACAGUCGGCGACGCCUACAUCGCCGGCCAGGCGGCGCGACCGCUCACAUCGAUCUACAGGCCCAUCAGCGUGGUCGUCUUCGGGGUGGAGAUCAUAGAGGCCGUGAACAGCUGGUCGCGUGAGACAGGCAUCCCUCUCGAGUGCCGUGUCGGCGUCCACACCGGCGAGUGCAUCGGCGGCGUCGUCGGCAAGGAGAUGAAGAGGUACCACCUCUUCGGCCAACUGCUGUCGGUCCUGGAGCUCCUCGAGUCCACCGCCCCGACGGGGCAGGUGCACCUGAGCAGGGCCUGCCAGCUGGCCGUGGAGGAGCAGGCCUCUGAGGAGGGGCUCGGCGGCGAGGUCGUGGUCUGCUCUCCCAGGACGGAGGUCGUCCUGCACACGUCGAAGGGGGACCCUGUGCUGUACCAGGACAUGGGUGGCGCGCCAACCUUUGUGGUACAGCGCUGCACCCCCGAGCUCUACAACCCCGAGGCCGCCCCCGCCGCGGAGACCCCCUCGCCGUCGCCGCCGGUGCUGAGGCCCCGCACCCCGCUGGGCGCAGCCCGCAGCCAUGCCCGCAUCCCCGUCUGA
Prorocentrum cordatum is the source of this 5341-nucleotide messenger RNA. The record is from the annotation of a GenBank genome assembly. NCBI's taxonomy places the organism in Eukaryota, Dinophyceae, Prorocentrales, Prorocentraceae.